Messenger RNA from Caenorhabditis elegans, 1308 nucleotides. It is a transcript of the gene chil-17, whose product is annotated as GH18 domain-containing protein. The transcript is spliced from 4 exons. Gene Ontology annotation, molecular function: chitin binding. Bases 1 to 1308 code for a protein of 435 amino acids. The record is from RefSeq and is marked reviewed. Gene Ontology annotation, biological process: carbohydrate metabolic process. Lineage: Eukaryota; Metazoa; Nematoda; Chromadorea; Rhabditida; Rhabditidae.
AUGUCGCUAAACUAUUCACUGUUGGAUAAAUUUCACUCAUACUACGAGAGACGAGCUCAUAAUAAUAAUGAGUUAACAACAAAGUUGGUCAAACGUGUUGUGAUAAUCUCAGGAAUCUUUUUGUUUUGUGGAAUUGUUUCAUAUGCUCUCACAACUUUUGUAUUUCAUUUUUAUAAAGAAGACAAAUUUUCAAAAAACGAAGUAGGGCUUGAUCCAAUUUGCAAACGGCGAAUCGUCGGAUACUAUUCGGAAUACGAUUCUACAGAUAUAUCCAAGAACCAGCUGGCAAAACUGACGCAUGCAGUAUUUGCAUUUGUUGAUAUAAAAUAUGACGGAACUUUGCAGUUUAAAAAUUUGAUAACUGAACAAAAAUUCUUCAGUUUAAAAAGUAAAGCAAGAAGUUUGCAUUCAAAUUUGAAAUUGAUGUUUUCCAUUGGUGGAGAUGAGAAUUCAUUCGAUUUUUCCUCUGCUCUGGCAAAUACACAAAUGAAAAGCACAUUAAUAACAUCCAUAAUCGCGUUCAUCCAUAGUCACAUGAUUGAUGGAGUUGAUUUGCACUGGAAAUGGCCAACAUCAAGAGACAAAUCCAACUAUGCAACAUUGAUCCGCGAAAUUAGGGAGAAAGUUGAUGAACUUGACGCGAAAAUUAUAAUAUCUAUCACAAUACCCCCAGUUGGAGUUAGCGAUUGGGAAUCAGGCUUUGAUCUUGAUGCAAUUCAAAAACAUGUGGACUUUAUUAAUGUACACUCAAUGGAUUAUGCGAAACCGUUGCCGAAUCAAUGGGGUACACCUACUGGACCAUCUGCAUCCAUGAACUUCAACAUUGGUCUUAGGCAACAUUAUAAUGUUGACUGGACUAUGAAGCAUUAUACUUGUGAACUGAAGAAACCGAGCAUGAUUAAUCUAGUUAUCCCGUUCUAUGUGAGAAUGUGGAAAAAUGUUCAGAAAGCGAUAGAUAACAGAACAGAAGUGUUCAGAAAUGUUGAGUUAAAAGAUAAUGAAGUUGAAGGGAGAUCGCAACUUUCUCGAUAUACUGUCGAGCAUGAAGAUAUGGAAUUGUCCCCGGAAUCAUGGGACAAUGCAACACAAACUCCAUAUGUAUUGGAUCUGAAGACAAGAACGUUUUUUACGUAUGAAAAUGAGAAAAGUAUAAAGGUGAAGCUAGAUUAUGUAAACAAAAUGGAUUUGGGUGGAGUUUGGAUCUGGUCAGUGGAUAUGGAUGAUCGACUCAACACUCUUUUAAGUUUUGUUUUUCCAAAUGAAUUAUGUUCGUCAUAUAGUGAAAAUGGAAUAAAGUAUUCAUGUUAA